UCCGAGCGAGAGGCGUGAGAGAGUCCGCAUGCACACUCAGAAACGCAGAGAUAAAAAACGGGAGAGGGAGCGGGUUAGGAGCAGGAACGAUGGAGGCGACGACUCGAAGCAGCGCGCAACAGACUCUGACGCUGCGGACGCUACUCGCCCCCCCUCUAGCUCCUCUUCACCACUUACAAGGCAGGCGGGUGCGAUCGCGGAAGGUUGCGAUCAACACAGGGUUGCGAUAAAAGCACGUUGCGAUCGAAGCAGGCUGCGGCCAAAACAGGCCGCGUCGUUCCGCUUGGGGUGUUGAGCGGCGACGGCAACUCGAGAACCUGCGGAUAGACGGAUGCAAGGCGAGUUAGGCACGAAGCACGAGUUACAGGAAAGCGAAAUCAAACGCAAAAUCGGCGAUCAUUACCUGGUGGCGCAAAUUCGUCGGAGAAAUAAUGGAUUGACGCGAAAUAAUCGCCGCGCAUGACGGAGCAGGUGACGCAAGUCAGCAACUCUGCUGCAGCCGCCGCCGCAGCAGACGAAGCAGCAGCAGUCGCUGGUCGCUGGUAAGCAGAGCAGCAGCGGAAGACGCACGACGGCACGAAACGCCAGCCUUCGGUGCACAACCGAGUCAAUCGAAGAACGAAGGAGUUUAACGCCGGACGACCUUGUAAAGCCGAACCACGGAGUACAUCGUGGUAAAUCGCCGAACGACCGUGUCAAACGCCAGACGACCGAGUUAUACGCCGAACUACAGCAAACCGUGAAAACGAUGUUGGUCGAAGGCGAGAAAUGACGGAUGGAGGAGCGAGCAAAGGCUUCGUGGCUGGGACGAAAAUGUGAGCAACGUCCGUGGCUAGGAGAAGAAAAUGGGAGGCUGGUGAGUGAAAUGCGAGGCAGUGCUCGCGUGGUGGGGUGGAAAACGAGGCAGCGGUGAUUACACUGGCAUCGGCAUUCCCAAGGGCCUGCUGCUCGCGGUGGAAUGGGGCUCUUCCAACUCAACCAACUGGGGUUCGCAAGUUCGCAACCCAACUCGCGGUGGGGUUUCCAACAACCAGACAAACCAACCGGACACGGCACAAGGCCCCCCCAAAACCAGAAAAGAUUCGCUGCGCUACCAGGUCGACGCGUCGCUAAACAAAAAAAAUCGAUGGUUGGGAGUGCAUCCCGCCGAGCAACGGCAGGAAAACAGGCUCGAAACAGUGGGUUCCAACUGUAGUGGUCGCUUGGAGAGAAAAGUAGAGGGAACUAAAGAUGCGUGAAGUGUGGACCACAGAUUAUCCAGGCUAUGAUGCAGCCGCCGUCAGCUCAGCAUGCGAAAAGGCGAAGCGCGCACGCGAAUUGGCUCUGAGAAAUGGAUUCAUACCCAAUGGACGGAUGGCGGCAGGCAGGGAACUGGAGGAGGUAGAGCGGCAGAGAGGGAGGGAAGCAGAUUCGCACUGACACAAGGCAGGGACGUUGAGGAAGGAGGAACAGUCGAGAUGUAAGAGUGUUUCGUCCUAGAAAUAAUAAACACGAAUUCUU
Closterium sp. NIES-67 is the source of this 1500-nucleotide messenger RNA. The record is from the annotation of a GenBank genome assembly. Lineage: Eukaryota; Viridiplantae; Streptophyta; Zygnematophyceae; Desmidiales; Closteriaceae.